AUGGAGAAGACCUCCAUGGCCACCAUGGAUUUCCCCUUGGUGCUCAGGGAGGUGACCCAGAGGAUCCUGAGGACCACGUGCCACAUGACCGGGCCUUAUGAACUGCAAGACGACUAUUACAGACCAGGAGACCUCAUUCUGACUAAAGACAGGACAAUAAUCAAGAACUAUCAACACUUCCUGGCUUUUGUGUUGGCCAUCACUGAGAUCAACAAGGACCAGACUCUUCUUCCCAACACGACGCUGGGCUUCCGCAUCUUUCAGCACCUGGACAUUGUCAGUGUGAUGCAUCGGAACAGCCUCUCUUUGCUUUCCACUCGGGGGCGAAUCGUUCCGAAUUUUAAAUGUGACAGGCAAGAUCCACUGCUCUCUGUUAUUGGGGGUCUUGACUCCCAAUCCUCAAGGGAGAUUGCAUACUUAAUGGGCACCUACAAGAUCCCACAGAUUCUUGCCUCUUUGAGAAACAUCCGGUUCAACAACGGUGCUGGGGAGGAGGUCUCCUUCACGGCAAAUGAUGCAGAUAACUGUACCCCGUGCUCAGAAGAUCAAUAUCCAAACAAGAACCAAGACCGAUGUAUCCCCAAGAAGAUCCACUUCCUUCACUACCAAGAAACAUUGGGGUGUGUUUUAGCUUCUCUAGCCGUGUUCCUCUCUCUGAUCACAGCUCUAGUCCUGACAACCUUCAUUCAACACCGUGAGACACCACUUGUCAAAGCCAACAACCGAGACCUCACCUACAUCCUCCUCAUCUCCCUCCUGUUCUGCUUCCUCUGCUCCUUCCUCUUCAUUGGCCAAUGCACAAAGGUCACCUGUCUAGUGCGCCAAGCUGCUUUCGGCAUCAUCUUCUCUGUUGCUGUUUCUUCUGUGUUUGCAAAAACUGUCACAGUGGUUCUGGCCUUCAUGGCCACCAAGCCAGGAAACAUGGCAAGAAAACUCUUGGGGAGACAACUCACAAACUCUAUUGUCCUGUCCUGCCCCCUCAUCCAAGCUAUUAUCUGUGCUGUCUGGCUGGUGACCUCUCCUCCAUUCCCAAACUUGGACUUCUAUUCCCUGGCUGGAGAGGUCAUAGUGGAAUGCAAUGAAGGCUCAGUCACCAUGUUUUACACAGUCUUGGGCUACAUGGGUUUCCUUUCCUUUAUUAGCUUCGUGGUAGCUUUCCUAGCGAGGAAAUUGCCCGACAGCUUCAAUGAAGCCAAGUUCAUCACCUUCAGCAUGCUGGUGUUUUGCAGCGUUUGGGUCUCCUUUGUGCCCACUUACCUGAGCACCAAGGGGAAGUCCAUGGUGGCCGUGGAGGUCUUCUCCAUCCUGGCCUCCAGUGCUGGUCUCCUGGGUUGCAUCUUUCUUCCCAAAUGCUACAUUAUUGUGCUUAGACCCAAUCUCAAUUGUAAAGAUAAUCUCAUAAGGAGAAAUAAUCUGUGA
Messenger RNA from Elgaria multicarinata webbii, 1419 nucleotides. Its product is annotated as vomeronasal type-2 receptor 26-like. NCBI's taxonomy places the organism in Eukaryota, Metazoa, Chordata, Lepidosauria, Squamata, Anguidae. The transcript has 6 exons. The coding region runs from base 1 to 1419 and encodes 472 amino acids. Gene Ontology annotation, biological process: G protein-coupled receptor signaling pathway. The record is from RefSeq and is a predicted model, not a curated record. Gene Ontology annotation, molecular function: G protein-coupled receptor activity. Gene Ontology annotation, cellular component: plasma membrane.